This is a messenger RNA of Haliotis rubra (blacklip abalone), 2435 nucleotides long. RefSeq lists its product as uncharacterized. The record is from RefSeq and is a predicted model, not a curated record. Bases 491 to 2401 code for a protein of 636 amino acids. Lineage: Eukaryota; Metazoa; Mollusca; Gastropoda; Lepetellida; Haliotidae. The transcript has 9 exons.
CAGUGUACUGUGAAACAUUUUCAUCUUCUACGUAGAUUAUAGAUACACCUGCGUCCUCAAUAAUCCCAACAACGAAUAUAGAGCUUUCACCUACGUGAAAGAUACGACCAUCUCCACACGUCCUAUUCUCAACAUGGUCCCAUGAUAUUCGGUUGUGAAGUUGGACGCCAGGCUGAAACAGUUUAAACAAAACGUAAAUGGUUGGCAGCGUGUUGGUGGUAUAUUUCAAAAUAAACUUUUGUGUAUUUUCAUUGUUAACAUCAAUAUCAUAUCCGCAUAAGUGCAAUCAAGCUAUUUCCGAAUGAAAUACAUUUGAAAAACUAAAAAUAUUCCAUGCCCACUGAGGUCAUUACGUGCACCUCACAUUAAUAUCAGGACCUAAAAAGUCGUUGGAAUCGCACCGACUUGAUAAGAUAAGAAUAUCUAAUAGUAUAUAAACAGCUGUUAAUGGACUUUGGUACCAUUUACACGUUCAGCUGAACCUGCUGCUAUGAUUGUGAGGGAAUUCUUUUACUAUAUUUUCUGCGUAGCCGGAAUCGCCGUGCCUUGUAUUGCUCAGCCAACUAAGGCAGACUUAUUGAUAACAGCUGAACUUUCACUGUAUGAUGUUCGCGACCUGCAGGUCCCCAAAACAAAGCAUGCGUUCCCACCGUUCCAAUGGGACGAAGAGCAGGGCAUAUGGCCGAGUGACGUCAAGAUGAAUUUCCAUGGUGACCCUGAUUAUGCGCUUUUCAGACAAAUUUUCGGCAUCUUCGACAAUAAUAUGUUCGCGACAACAUACAUCACCGCAUGUUUGGCUGAGGCGAGACGAUGUUUGGACAAGCCGUGGUAUAAUAACACGGCUGAUAUGCUGACGAAUGGUAUCAAUGCCAUCAAACGUCAUCAUGAUUUGAAUGUGAACUAUACCAAUUCUUUAAUGACCUUCUGGCCUCAGACGUACAACGACGACACCAAGGCUUAUAACAGCUACCCUGUGAAUCUCAAUGACGCUAUCAAGUUGACAGAGAACUUGCCUCUAAAUGCAACCUACGCUUUCUUCGAAAGACUUGGACUCAAGAAUGUGGACAAAAUCGUCCACGAGCUCAUGAGUAUAAGAGGCGUCUACACGCUGGCGUUCCACAUUCCUCCGGAUUUCGAUGACACAUUCCUCAACAUCGGCCUGGGUUCGAUCCUUGCCGAAAUGCCACAAGAGUAUCCUGAGGCAUUCAAGCUAUGGUUGUCCCACAACACCAACCUCACCUCCGUGUUCGACGCUCUCAAGUACUACGCUUACAGACCGUUUUCCGGAAACCAGCGUGUCAACACUAUAGACCCCAGGAGCUACUACUUCCUCAGGGCGUGGUUAGAGCAGGAGAAGGCUGCCGGACGCGAUGUCGCUCUUGUGCCGACAUGGGUGCAGGACACUGACGAGGUACGCACCUGGUACGACAAGGGAGUCAUGAUGCCGUUCAACGUCAACAACAUUGACGUCACUGUGUGUGCUAACUUCCUGUUUGGCGUCACGAAUGGAAUCAUUAAUGGCCUCUUCGAACCAUCGAUAUUAGAUGACCCUGACAUAAUGAACAUCUACAACGACACCGCCAGGAUGAUCGCUUUCCAAGUCCAGACCAACUUCUCUGACCGAGCAGACCUGGCGUUGACGUACUACCCCUCUGUCAUUGAGUUCUACUGGUUUGUGGCCAGAACGUACAACAAACUCCAGGAAACCCUGGACAGGACGGGGUCGCUGCCUCAUAAGGGCAUGAACCAGGUUCUGGCGGACUUUAAGGACGUGUUGAGAAGGUAUGCAAGUCCCCGGAUCCUAGCCCUGGGAACACCGUCCUCGAUGUAUAACCUAUCCACUCUAUACUUCGACGACUUCCUCGGUGAUGCGGAUACAGACUACGACAACAAACCUGACCCCGAUCCUGAAGAUCGUAUAUUCACCACGUCGAUGGCCUUGACAGCUCUGCUGACCAUCUGGACGACGCAAGACCAGCACACAGGGAACAUGAUCUGGGAUCCAGAUACUCCUGUGGAUGUCAAGAGGGCUGCCAACCUGACGGUCACGUGGAUGUACUACAACAUCAACGGGAUGCAACCUCUGUUGCCAUGGAACGCUGUAUUCUCGGGAUCAUUCAAAGGCUCCACAACAGUCGGAUUCGAUUACCCAUUAAACAGACUUGAGUUAUUCAAUGGGACGAAAAUAAAUAGGACAGAGAUUCGCAACGAGAAGUUUAUCCAAGGAGUAGAAGGGUUCAUCCCCGAGGACGAGUACAAAGAAAUGGUGGAGAAACUUCACACCCCAACCGUCUUCCACGGCUACAACAACAACGGAGAAUUCUUCCCCUUCUGGUCAUCUGAAGCCUACACCUACGUCAUCGGGUUGCUUGGAUUUGGGAAAUACAUUGGGACUAUGUAAUCGUGAUUGAAUACCAAUAAAUCCACAUGUUGUA